AUGAUGAAUCUUUGCUUGACACUCGCUGUACUAUUGACAAAUAUAGUCACUUUCUCGCAAGGAAUACAACUUGAUACAAACAAUGUCACUUCGAUACGAGAGGAUUGCAAUUUGAUUGCCCAGGGUUUACUUGAUUACUAUGAUGGAACGAAAUACGGAGGAACUAUUGGUGAGUUUUCAUGGCCUUACUACUGGUGGGAAGCCGGUGGUGCAUGGGGUGGAUUGAUUGACUACACCUUCUACUUCAAUAAUGAUACUUUAGUACCCUUGAUCAAACAAGCGUUGGAGUACCAGGUUGGUGACGAUUACAACUACAUUCCAUUGAACCAAAGUACUACUGAAGGUAACGAUGACCAGGGAUUCUGGGGCAUUGCGGUUAUGGGUGCCGCUGAGAGAAACUUUAGCAAUCCCAGCAACAGCAAAUUAAGUUGGUUGGGAUUGGCGCAAGCUGUGUUCAACACAAUGACUGCAAGGUGGGAUUAUGCUGACUGUAAUGGUGGGUUGAGAUGGCAAAUUUUCCAGUGGAACUCGGGCUAUGAUUAUAAAAACUCUGUUUCGAAUGGGUGUUUGUUCCACUUGGCUGCAAGGUUGGCAAGGUAUACCCAAAACGAUUCGUAUGUGGAGUGGGCACAACGGGUUUGGGACUGGAUGUAUGGUGUUGGAUUGUUGACUGAAGGUGAUCAUUGGUUUGUGUAUGAUGGUGUCAAGAUUGCCAACAAUUGUUCAAACAUAACCAAGUAUCAAUGGACAUAUAACCAAGGUCUUAUGCUCGCUGGAUGCGCAUAUCUUUACAACUACACUGAAGAUGAAAAGUGGCACAACUACACCAAGCAGUUGUUGAAUAGUGCACAGGUGUUUUUCAAAAACAUGAGUGGAAGUAGUGUCAUGUACGAGGCUGCUUGUCAACCAUCAAACACGUGUAACAAUGAUCAAAGGUCGUUCAAGGCGUACUUUUCCCGAUUUUUAGCACUUACAGCACAGUUGGUACCCGAAACAAAAGGGCCCAUAUACAAAAUGUUGGUGGAUUCAGCAAAUGCUGCUGCAGGUGCAUGUUCUGGAGGUUAUGACGGACAUACUUGUGGUCUUUCGUGGACUAAUUGGACUGUUGGAUACGAUGGUAAUUAUGGGUUAGGGGAACAAAUGUCAGCUUUGGAAGUGAUUCAAAGUGUGAUGAUUUAUCAUGAUGCGCCUGCCCCUUACACUGCAGAGACUGGUGGCUCUUCGAGGUCGAUGCCGGCAAGUGGGUACGGAACAACCGCAGCCAAUGCCCAACCAUUGAAAUUGGACUCUGGUGACAAAGCCGGUGCAGGAAUCAUCACUGCCGUCAUUGGAGUCUCUUUGAUUGGAUGUUGUGUAUGGUUGUUGUUAUAG
Messenger RNA from Lodderomyces theae, 1371 nucleotides. RefSeq names its product putative mannan endo-1,6-alpha-mannosidase (gene DCW1). Gene Ontology annotation, molecular function: mannan endo-1,6-alpha-mannosidase activity. Bases 1 to 1371 code for a protein of 456 amino acids. NCBI's taxonomy places the organism in Eukaryota, Fungi, Ascomycota, Pichiomycetes, Serinales, Debaryomycetaceae. Gene Ontology annotation, biological process: carbohydrate catabolic process; budding cell bud growth; fungal-type cell wall biogenesis. The transcript has a single exon. The record is from RefSeq and is a predicted model, not a curated record.